AUGGCUCUACCAAAAGCGAGCUUGGGUAACGGUUCUAGACUCUUACUCGUUUUUAUCACAUGUGUUUGUGUGUACUGUGGCCCAACAGAACAAAGCCUCCGAAACAAUGAGUCCGGUACAUUAAAGCGGACUAAUCUCAACCAAAAGUCGGGAUGGUUUCAACAUGAAAGGUUUCGCGGAGAGUUGUCUGAUGCUGUUACGAAGUGUUCCGACUCUCAAUGCUUCGGGGAUAAAACAACAUUUGAAAAUUUAGGUUGCUACUGCGACGAAGCUUGCUAUAAAAUUUUCUCUGACUGCUGUCCAGAUUAUGAAAAGCAAUGCGGUCAACAGCAAUUGCUCGAGGAUAAAACUUCAGUAUGGAAAUGUCUCGAAUUUGAAGUGGAGAGACGGGGCUGUCUCAUGGCAGGUCCGAUUGGAGUUUGGAUGAUUUCUAAAUGUCCAGCAGACCGGCCUUUUGAAGAGUUAAGAACAAAAUGUGAAAAUAACCCGCUGUCGUUUUUCGGGUAUCCCGUAGAGGAUUUUAUUCCGGUGGUACGAGAGAAAGACGAGACAUAUCGGAAUAAGCAUUGCGCUGUGUGUAAUGGCGUGGAAAAUUACACUUCAUGGGAAGUUGAGGUUUUUACAUACGUCAUUCCCCCCGAUCAGUUAGACCUGGAUUCUAAACUGAAGUUUAUCGAAGACAAUGGAGGUUGGAUUAAGAGUGUUCUACCUGGUCGGGGACAACCUUGGAGAUUUUGUUUUGGAAAGAAUUUUAAAGACAAGUGUAGUUCCAUGAAUCAUUCACUUUACAGGGCUUGUGUUGAAGGCCCCGUUGAAGUCGUUGAUGGUGAAGGCUCUUACUUUAAAAAUAGUGCAUGCGCAGAAUGUAAUGGAUGGGAUAAUAUCGACUCUUAUGAUCUAGACACAAGGUGCAAUGGGUCACAACACCCUGGCCCCGAUCCUGAAGGAUUUUCCAUCGUGUUUAACUUAAGAAAAGCGAGUGAAAGAUCAACAAUUACUCCUGCUUGUCCCCGCGAUACUGUUUAUGAUACAACCUUAAAGUUCUGUCGAGAAGGGUAUAUUAUUUCAUCCAGUGGUAAACUGACGAGUGAGUUUUUUAUACUAUUAUGGUUCAAACUGUCUCGAGGAUGGAUAGCAAUUCAUUCAACCAUAGAAAAUAAUUUUAAAUUAGCGCUAAUUUAUCGGUUUUCGCUUCAAGACGAUCAAAUUUCAAAAAUUACUUUCCACAUGCAAAACCGUAAACCACCGCCGCAUGAUUUUGUCGUUGCAACGUUUCGUUUAACAUUAACGCCAUUUCAAAGCUUACUAAUGGCUAACCAACACAAGUCCAUCUUUAAUGUUACAAACAAGAACACUGCUUUCUUGGAACUUUUGAACUUUACAGAAAAUUUUGCCUUAUUAUGGAAAGAGAUUACUUUUAUUGUGGUCAAGAUGACUUCGAAACAGCUUUCAUGCUACGACGAAAAGAAGCUUCAAUCACAUGAAUACAAAGUCGAUAAAGAAAAUGGAAGCUUGAUCGUAAAUAAAACGGGAAAAAUAUUUUCACUUGAGGAUCAUACUUUAAUUAAAGAAGAAGACGGAAAUAUUACAUUAUGUCGCAAACUGCUGCUUUCAGAUUGCAACGAAGGUGCAUUUGUGCCUUUAAGUCCAGACGAAUACGUGGUCUUCCCUAAUUUGACAGUUUAUCACAAUGCAACAGAGAGAGUUUUCAAGUUUGGCGAGUAUCUAAUGAGUGAAAAUAAAGGGACUAGGAAGACUUCUAAUAUAACUCAGACUUCUAUUUUAUCACAUCAUUCAACGAUUUCCGUUUGUUUACCAUUUAAAGAUACCUUUCCAAAAACUGAAGUAAAAUACAGUGCGAACACGGCAAGUUACGCGCUACGGACUCUGGCAUUAAUUGGUUUCAAUGUUUCGAUUGUUUGCUUAAUGUUACUUUUGAUAACUUAUGGAUUAUUCCAAGAUUUAUGGGCAAUCUCAGGGAUAAGUUUAAUGAACUUAAGCUUGUCAUUGUUACUGUCACAUUUAAUAUGGUUGACAGACACCAGUCACUUCACGGAGACAAAAACAUGUACAGUUUUUGCGAUUUUUGAACACUAUUUUUUCCAAGUAUCGUUUCUAUCAAUGUCCGCCAUCUCCUACCAUUCCUCUUACAUUUUCUUACAACCUUUCGCUGGAAGGUUUUCCUACAAACCUUGCCGGAGGUUGAUCAUGUAUUCAGCAUUCGUGUGGCUAGCGUCUGCCAUAUUUGUCGCAAUUUGUGUCACUUUGGACAAAAGUGAAACAUUCCUUGUGGACUAUGGAACAAGUUGUUGGUUGGGAAAUGUAAACGCUAAGCUGUAUUUAUUCUUACUCCCCCUGGCUAUAUUACUGUCCUUUAAUAUCGUUACUUCCAUCCGUACAGCACUCGGUUUAUAUCGUCAUGACAAGGAAAGAUCCCGGACCUUAGAACGCCAGGAAAGAAAACAAAAUCUUCUCAUCCGCACAAAACUUGCGACGCUGGUCGGAUUUCCCUGGCUGAUUGCGUUUGUUGGCGUGCUGUUUCCCAAUGUCGAAGCAUUCGAAUACAUGUUUGUUAUUUUUGUUUGUUUACAAGGAUUGUACAUUGGAAUGGCGUUUCUGUUUAACAAGAAAACUCUGAUGCUUGGGUCGUUGGAAUAUCAGCUAGAGAGGAAAUGCAUAUCUUCUUAUAAUCCUGAAGCAACUUUUGAAAUGACAUAA
This is a messenger RNA of Paramuricea clavata, 2718 nucleotides long. The record is from the annotation of a GenBank genome assembly. Lineage: Eukaryota; Metazoa; Cnidaria; Anthozoa; Malacalcyonacea; Plexauridae.